Messenger RNA from Acanthosepion pharaonis, 639 nucleotides. NCBI's taxonomy places the organism in Eukaryota, Metazoa, Mollusca, Cephalopoda, Sepiida, Sepiidae. The record is from the annotation of a GenBank genome assembly.
AUGCGGUUCUGUUCAAAUCUAUCUAUCUAUCUAUCUAUCUAUCUAUCUAUCUAUCUAUCUAUCUAUCUACAUAAGUCUUCUGUCCAGAUCUAUCUAUCUAUCUAUUUAUCUAUCUAUCUAUCUAUCUAUCUAUCUACAUGUCUGUAUAGAUCUAUCUCUCAAUCGAUGUUUCUCAGUCUGUCCAGAUCUAUCUAUCUAUCUAUCUAUCUAUCUAUCUAUCUAUCUAUCUAUCUAUCUAUCUAUCUACAUGUCUGUAUAGAUCUAUCUCUCAAUCGAUGUAUCUCAGUCUGUCCAGAUCUAUCUAUCUAUCUAUCUAUCUAUCUAUCUAUCUAUCUAUCUAUCUAUCUACAUGUCUGUAUAGAUCUAUCUCUCAAUCGAUGUAUCUCAGUCUGUCCAGAUCUAUCUAUCUAUCUAUCUAUCUAUCUAUCUAUCUAUCUCACUCUAUUCAGAUCUAUGUAUGUAUGUAUCUAUUUAACUAUCUAUCACAUCCAAGGAAUGUCACGGAGAAAAUCUAUCUAUCUAUCUAUCUAUCUAUCUAUCUAUCUAUCUAUCCCAAAAAUUCCUCAGGAAAAUAUACUCUACCCGCAAAAUCCGUUUGAACUGUUGUAUAACAUAAUCGUCUCUUUUCUCUAUAUCUGA